CCAAAGGAUCGUAAGAAACUGAAGAAACUCUCAACAAGUUACUUCAAACACCACGACUUUGGCACUCUAGGUCUAAUACUUAAAACCCUUAGCUCCAUCACACAAGCUCAAGAUUUCCGUAUGAGAAAGGAAGAACGCAUCGCAGUAGCCAGUCCUGCUAGAGCGUAUGCACUCACAGAAAUCUUAAGGAAGCGAAUGAAUCGCAAAAAUCACAGCAUUUCUCUCCUCAUAGACAAAGGCAGGCUAUGCACUAACUCUGCAGACAUAUGUGAACUAUUCAACAAAACGUUUGCAGGUAACUACCUUAAGCCCUCAGUCCAGCUACUCGAUAUACACCCUAUUACUAAAAUGGCACCAACUCCACUGACACCAAACCAAAUUAGCACUGUUCAAUUCACUUACGCUGACAUUAACCAAACUAUAAGAACCCUCAAAAGUUCAAAAGGUUUCGGUACCGACGGUAUAUCAUCUUACUUCUAUAAAUAUGGUGGCCCUGACAUUCCUCUACUACUGCUUAAAAUAUUCACAAUGUCCCUAGAAACCCAAACUUACCCUGACAUAUGGAAGACUACAUUCAUUAUGCCUAAACACAAAUCUGGCUCGAAAACUGAAGUCAGUAACUACCGGCCAAUCAAUAUCACACCUAUAGCAUCUAGAAUCAUGGAGAGACUAGUCAAAAAUAACCUAAUCAAACACAUGCUUAGCUGCAACAUCAUAAGUCCGAACCAACAUGGAUUCCUGAAAUCCAGAUCAUGUUUAACAUGUCACCUAGACUUCUUCAAUUUUGUAACCAGCAGUCGUGACAGACGGCAACUAGUACUUGUCAUCUACUUUGACAUUUCUAAGGCAUUUGACCGUGUUGACCAUUUACUGCUAACAAAUAAACUGAACUCCUUAGGAAUACGUGACCCAUUAUUAGGAUGGCUUAAAUCAUUCCUUAACAAUAGGUCCCAAAUAGUUAAACUCGGGUCUGCAACCUCCAAACCUAGCCCUAUCACUUCUGGUGUAGUACAAGGUAGUGUCAUUGGACCCCUCCUAUUUACACUAUACAUCAAUGACAUAUGCGCUUGCUUCACGCACGGGAAACCAUUCAUCUUUGCAGAUGACCUAAAAGUAGCUUAUACAUUCCAACGUGAUGACUUAGGGAACUUCGAGAAUGUAGUACAGAAGGAAUUAGAUAAAAUGGCUGCUUGGUCGUCCCUAUGGAAUCUCCAAUUUAAUCUGAACAAAUGUGGCUGGAUCUGCUUCGGUGCACCCUCAAUCGACCUGAAAUUAACGCUCCAAUCUGCUAACCUAACAAGACUCCGAAAUGUCGUUGACCUAGGCCUGAGGUACUCUAGUGACUUGACAUUCUCAGAGCAAGUAGCAUCACAGACUAGAAAAUCGAGGAUGCUCUUAGGAUGCAUACUCAGGAACUUUCACGACAAUGAAGCCAAGCUAAUUCUGUACAAAACAUGUGUCAGACCACUACUAGAAUACUGUCCAUUUAUUAUAAGCAGCACUCGCACACGUGACAAGCUAAGGAUGGAAAGUAUCCAACGAUAUUUUACCUCAAAACUGCUUGGCUACGAUUGUAAGGAAGACUACAUCUCACGGUGCAUGAUCCUAAAACUCGACCCACUUUGGACAAGGCGACUUAUUAUAAACCUAAUAUUCUUCUUUAAGGUCCUUCACAAAAUAUCUUUCUCAGGUAACAGGGACAUACAAUUCGCACAGGAAGGUUCUUACGAUCUGCGUAACCAAACUUCCACAGUGACAACUCAUUCUUUUAAGUCAACACUCCGUGAAAACUUCUUCACAGUCAUGUAUUCUAAAAUAUGGAAUAGCCUACCCCUAGAUAUCAGAACUUGCUCUUCGGUUACAAGCUUCAAACGCUCUCUAUACAGACUGUUGCACUCUACAGAUUAUAUUAAUAAACUAUUUACUCCUAGAACGAAUCAAGCACUAAUCUACUACAGCACCUAAAAGACGCACUUCAACACCCUUAGCAAUCUUUAAACUAUAAAUAAACUAGCAGCAUGGAUGCAUAAAGACAUAGUACGGAACAUACAGGAUUAGUCUACCCUUAGAAAUAGGACCUAUCCCUCAUUGUAACCUUCAAACGCUUGCUAUGUAAACUGUUUUAUUCUAAAGACUAUCCCUACCAGAACCCAUUACUUAUUUCUAAAACGCAUCAGUCAUUAGAACAAUAAAAACGCUCAGACUAUUAAUACACAUUAUGACAUUAAAUAAACUCUAAGACUUCGCAUAAAUACGUGAAAACGCAGAUACAAUAUAGAAAAAUGUUUACUUAAGUAUAAUUAAGAUAAACAUUUAUAAAUGAAUCAUGUAUUAAUGUUCUUUUCAUGUUCACAUACUUUCUCUUUCUGGUAUUUUGCUGCUCCUAUUCAUCUUCUGGUCGAGGUCGAACAACCCUGCAUCUAAACUGAAAUGAGGAUUAAUUCCAAACCGUCUAUCUCAUAACCACUCAAAUUCCAUGAACGAUCCAAUUCUACCAUUUGAAGACGCUGGCGAACAUGCUGUAAAUGAGUAUUCAUGAUCUGAAAUGAAGAAGCAACUGGUUUUCAAACAGUUUUCAACGUUUUACUCAACUUACGAAUACAGUCCGCCAUGCAGACACAAAUGGAGCAAAUGGAGGAUUCUGGAAUCGACCUCGGCACCAUUUGAUGCAGUAAAACAACCCAACAUGACCUUAUUUAGUUUUCGUAUCCACGAUCAAAUUUCUUUCCUGUUAUGAAACUACGAUAAGAGUGCUGAAAAAAUGGAAUAAAUAUAUCACUGAUCUCAACAUAAUACAUCAAUAAUCUUUAAGCCAUGGGUGCUGCUCACAACAAAGUUAUAUAAGAGAAUUGACUUCAAGCUUUAUUUUUCCCAGAUAUCUGUAUUACAUUCAUCUGAUGUCUGGGUUUUUUGUUAAUGCGAAGACAAUAUUUCUAUAUCUCUUUAUGUGCUACACAAACAGACUUUAUAGCAGACUGUUCCUACUGACUCUAAUGUCAGAAAGAACAACCAAACUGUAAAUUCAUUAUACAUUAAAUUGUGUGUAAUUUAUAUAAUAACUUAUCCAUGCCUGUACAAUUGGUAUGUUCCUGCAUAAACAGGAAGAAAUAUAUAUAUAUCA
Messenger RNA from Trichobilharzia regenti, 3121 nucleotides. The record is from the annotation of a GenBank genome assembly. Lineage: Eukaryota; Metazoa; Platyhelminthes; Trematoda; Strigeidida; Schistosomatidae.